Messenger RNA from Rhipicephalus sanguineus (brown dog tick), 705 nucleotides. RefSeq lists its product as uncharacterized. Bases 1 to 705 code for a protein of 234 amino acids. The transcript has 4 exons. Gene Ontology annotation, molecular function: S-adenosylmethionine-dependent methyltransferase activity. Lineage: Eukaryota; Metazoa; Arthropoda; Arachnida; Ixodida; Ixodidae. The record is from RefSeq and is a predicted model, not a curated record.
AUGGGUGGAUCUCGCUGGCGGAACACGGCGCCGCAGCUGACGUGGACCGCUGAAGGUCCCGACUGGAGAGGGGUCUCCUCGGCCAUGGUGGCGAUAGUGGUCACGAACCGGGGGGGAGUUUCCGGGAGCGAAGGUCCAGGUUGGUGCCACAAGGCGUUAGCUUACGCAAGGGACAACUUCAGCCACGACCGCAUAGUGUACGACACCCUGGAUGUUGAACACCACGACCCAGAGAGCCUCACGGAAAGAUACGGUGCCUUCGACCGCGUCUACUCAUUCCUGGCUUUUCACUACGUGGCGGACAUCGCGAAGGCCUACAGAAACAUUUUCAAGCUACUGAAAGGCGGAGGAGAGUGUCUGGUGUUGUCCAUCGUGAAAGCCGACGCCAUCGAAGUUUGGAACGAGGCGUAUCAAAUGGAGGAGUGGAAUGCACUAAUGAUUAACCCUACAGCACUGUUUCCAGGAGUGGUACAUAGCGGUACAGCCACAAGAUCAGCCGCUCAACUAGAUGCCCACACGAGGGAAAGUGUUUCUACGGCUGGUCUGCACUGUUUAACCUACCACAGGUACAACAGCCGCUGGGUGUUCCGUCGCACGGAAGACUACCUCGGCCAGAUGGGCCGCUGCCUGAAUAUUAGGCUAAGGGAGCACCACAGAUCCCUGAAAGGUGCCCCCUAUUCGCACCUCGCGCGUCACUCUCGAUAG